AUGUCUGCCCAAGUGAAAAUUCUAUACGGACAUAACUACGAGAGAUGUAAAGUCACUAGAAUUACUGUUAACGAAUUAAACAGAUUAAAUUUGAAUAAGCUGGAAAGUCUAGUACUCGGCGUUGUCGGGAAUUAUUAUAACGGAGAAAAAAUACGGAUGCAAUACCGGGACGAUGAAGAGACGUUUGUCACAAUAUCAAAUGAAAGUGAUGUAAAAGAUGCUGUUCUUGCUGCCACACCGGUACAAAAUACGGGAGAUUUUAAACUAACCAGAUUAUGCAUACGAGUUGAUGAUGUCCUAACUCCUGUUGUGAAAUGUCGUGCCAGCCGUGAGAAUGAAAAUGCAAGAAGCAGUGCUAAUUUCGCGACACAGUCGUCUUUAAAAUCUCAAUUCGAACCAGAAGUGAUAAAUGAUUCCAAGCGAAAAAGACUGUACUUCGACGGCGACGUGGAAACAGAACAAGAUGAUAAUGUUGAUUUUUUCGAUUCUGAUUCUUCAGAAGAAUCUUUAUCUGUUGAAACACCCUAUCAAAGGUACAUGAAAAAAGCGAAGAGUGAUAUUGACGAGAAAAAGGCUGAACUGCAGAAACUUGAAAUGGACGAGCGUGAAAUACACAGGAAAUUUCUUUUGGUAAAGUCAAAUCCAGACAAUGGAAACUUGUGCCGCACUUGUCACCUGCGGCUUGGCCAUACAGCAAGGAAUUGCGAGUAUGGCAAAUGCCAGUCUGUUUUCAGCUGUGGGGAGGAAAAAUUUCAUCCCGGUGAAAUUGACACUCGAGGAAUGCGAUGUUCUAUUAAGAAAAAAAAAUCGGAAAUCGCAAAACUGGAAAAAGACUUAACUUUAAAAGAAGAGGCAUCAAGACAACUUAGCGGUAUGUUGUCGACACGAAUUGAAAACGCUCUAAUGCAAGAGAACAGAAGCCACUACAUCGAAGGUGGGCAAAAGAAAUGGCUCAAUCUACGAAAAGAUGUAUGCAUAAUAGAAAAGUAUUGCAAAGAACAAUUCAAUGGUAAAAUUCCACCAAAACAUAAGGUUUCAGACAUUCUGCAUGCCGCCCUUCAGCAAAGAGAUAAAUAUGGGUGUGACGGGAAAGAUUUAAAUCAAGUACGCAAAAGAGGAAAUCGAGCCAUAAAGGGUUUGUUAGAGCAAGAAGGAAUUUGCUUUCCAAAACCCAAAGAUGCGCCCAGUACAGUGCCCAGUGGCAGUGAAGACAAUCCGAAUAUGUUGACGAAACAUCCAAGUUCAGUUUUACGAACUGCGCCAUCAAAUAUAGUCGAAGAAACAGAACAAUUAAAUAUGGUAUUAAAACAAAGUCUUUUAGAUUCGAGUCAUAUGCCAUCGUCCACGACAACGCCAUCUUACUAUCCCACAUUUCAUCCGUAUGCGCAAACACCAUUCGUAUUUAAUCAACAAAUGGGUAUGCCAACAUUUCCCUAUUGCCCAAGUCGUUUACCUGACACCUCCAUGCAGUAUCCAAAUGUUGAUAUGCCACCAGCCUUGCAGCAAUCCCCUUUCCAUGAAGCGAUUCGUCAGGGUGAAACCGAGCUAGCACAAACGUUUCCACUUCAUGCGCGUGAAACGAAGGUUAUUAGCCACUCAACCGACUCAAGAAUGCCCACAGAUGCGUUGUCUUAUGCAGAGCCACCAGAGAAUUCAAGUUUAUAUGAUAACGAAGUCCCUGAAAGUCAGUGCCAAAGUAAUGUAGAUAAGGAUUCAGAAGAGCGAGAUGCAGCCAAUGCAGCCACACAACUUAUGAACCUUGUGACGUUGGGCGCACAGAGGCGUUAA
Molecule: messenger RNA, 1788 nt
Organism: Paramuricea clavata
Lineage: Eukaryota; Metazoa; Cnidaria; Anthozoa; Malacalcyonacea; Plexauridae
Source: the annotation of a GenBank genome assembly